Biomphalaria glabrata is the source of this 597-nucleotide messenger RNA. RefSeq lists its product as uncharacterized. The transcript has a single exon. The coding region runs from base 1 to 597 and encodes 198 amino acids. NCBI's taxonomy places the organism in Eukaryota, Metazoa, Mollusca, Gastropoda, Planorbidae. The record is from RefSeq and is a predicted model, not a curated record.
AUGGGCAUAGAGAGUACAGAGAGGGGCCUAGAGAGUACAGAGAUGGACACAGAGAGUACAGAGAGGGGCCUAGAGAGUACAGAGAGGGGCUUAGAGAGUACAGAGAGGGGCCUAGAGAGUACAGAGAUGGACACAGAGAGUACAGAGAGGGGCAUAGAGAGUACAGAGAGGGGCCUAGAGAGUACAGAGAGGGGCCUAGAGAGUACAGAGAGGGGCCUAGAGACUACAGAGAGGGGCCUAGAGAGUACAGAGAUGGACACAGAGAGUACAGAGAGGGGCCUAGAGAGUACAGAGAGGGGCUUAGAGAGUACAGAGAGGGGCCUAGAGAGUACAGAGAUGGACACAGAGAGUACAGAGAGGGGCCUAGAGAGUACAGAGAUGGACACAGAGAGUACAGAGAGGGGCCCAGAGAGUACAGAGAUGGACACAGAGAGUACAGAGAGGGGCCUAGAGAGUACAGAGAUGGACACAGAGAGUACAGAGAGGGGCCUAGAGAGUACAGAGAUGGACACAGAGAGUACAGAGAGGGGCCUAGAGAGUACAGAGAUGGACACAGAGAGUACAGAGAGGGGCAUAGAGAGUACAGAGAGGGCCUAG